AUGGCAGUUGGGGAGAACGAGGUCUGUAGCUCCAAGCUGAUCAGCUGCAACGGCUGGCAGCUGGGGCUGGAACCUCAUAAGGGAUCCACCACAAGACCAGAUGGCACCAACACCAGGGGUCGUAACACUUGCAAAGACCAUGCUCUGCUCAUUGCGAGCAAGACAAAGUGCUCUCAUCAACACAGGGAUUACCUGGAGGACUUCAUGUUGCUAUUUGGAAACCUUCUUGUCAUAAUCUCCAUUGCUUACUUCAAACAGCUCCACACUCCUACAAACUACCUCAUCCUCUCUCUGGCUGUGCUUGACCUGAUAAUAGGGGCUGUGAUAUUUCCUUUAAAUAUGACGUACACAUCAUCCACGUGCCUAGCUCACAUCACUUUGCAAUGUUUAAUACGAAACACCAUUGAUUUUAUGGCAAGCUUAAUGUCAAUUCUGAACCUGUGCUGUAUUGCUGUUGACAGAUAUUAUGCAGUGUGUCAUCCUCUGUUGUACAAAACUAAAAUAACUCUGAAUUCUGCUGUGACGAUGACCCUGUCGUGCUGGGGUUCAUCUGUGUUAGGUGGAUUGCUUUACUUUGGACUGGGGAUAACUAAUGAUUCAUGUUAUGAUCUCUGUUUCAAACUUCUCCUUAUUUUGAGUGGUUUUACAUUUUAUAUUCCAACAGCAGUUUUGCUUUGUAUUUAUGCUAGAAUCUUCGUGGUUGCACAGAAACAGGCUCGCAGCAUCCAGAAUGCAGCCUCUCAGUUCGGAGCCACUGACAGGAAGAUGGAGAAUAAGGCCACCAAAACUCUGGCUAUAGUUUUGGGAAUAUAUAUAUUGUGCUGGGCUCCUCUUUUAGUUUCUUAUCCCUUGAAUGACUUGAGUCGUUUUGUUCUCAAUCUGAUUGAACCAUUUAACUGGUUCGCUCUGUGUAAUUCAAUGUUCAAUCCCUUUAUUUAUGCUUUCUUUUACAGAUGGUUUCGAUCAGCUAUCAGAAUGAUCAUUUCUGGAAAAAUAUUUCAGGGCAACCUUGCAAAUACAAAACUGCACUGA
This is a messenger RNA of Stegastes partitus (bicolor damselfish), 1032 nucleotides long. The record is from RefSeq and is a predicted model, not a curated record. NCBI's taxonomy places the organism in Eukaryota, Metazoa, Chordata, Actinopteri, Pomacentridae.